Messenger RNA from Formica exsecta, 3095 nucleotides. RefSeq lists its product as uncharacterized. Bases 93 to 2963 code for a protein of 956 amino acids. The transcript is spliced from 11 exons. NCBI's taxonomy places the organism in Eukaryota, Metazoa, Arthropoda, Insecta, Hymenoptera, Formicidae. Gene Ontology annotation, molecular function: phosphatidylinositol binding; phosphatidylinositol transfer activity. Gene Ontology annotation, cellular component: cytoplasm. Gene Ontology annotation, biological process: phospholipid transport. The record is from RefSeq and is a predicted model, not a curated record.
AUUUUUUGCGCGAUCAUUCAACGAGGAUAUUCGCAAAUAUAAAGUCAGUUAAUAUUGCUGUGAUUAAUUGUUAAGUAUUUAAAUAAUUAAGAAUGGUUCUCACGAAGGAAUAUCGCAUUUGUAUGCCGCUCACCACGGAAGAGUAUCGCAUUGGUCAGUUAUAUAUGAUCGCCAGACAUAGCCAUGAACAAUCUGAUAACGAUGAGGGAGUAGAAGUGGUAGAAAAUACCACCUGUGAAGAUCCUGUUCACGGAAAGGGUCAAUAUACUGAAAAAAGGAUCCAUCUCUCAAGUAAACUCCCUUACUGGAUACAGUCCAUCUUACCUCGUAUAUUUUAUGUGACGGAGAAAGCAUGGAAUUAUUAUCCUUUCACUAUUACAGAAUACACUUGUUCCUUUUUACCAAAGUUUCACAUAGCGAUAAACACUCGAUAUGAAGACAACAAUGGUUCCACAGAGAAUUGCUUAGGAUUGUCGCCCAUUGAAUUAAUUCAUCGGGAGGUUGAUUUUGUGGACAUUGCAUACGACGAGAUCUCUGCAAAACAUUACAAAGAAGAAGAAGAUCCAAAGUUUUACCAAUCAAAACGAACAGGACGUGGUCCUCUGGUUGAAGGUUGGAGAGAUACGACACAACCUAUAAUGUGUUCGUACAAAUUAGUUCACGCAUCGUUCGAGGUCUGGGGCAUGCAGACGCGAGUAGAGGAUUUCAUACAUAGAUGUAUAAGGGACAUCUUGCUGCUGGGCCACAGACAAGCCUUUGCCUGGAUCGAUGAAUGGUAUGACAUGAACUUGGAGGACGUGCGGCAGUAUGAGCAGAAGAUGCAGACCGAAACGAACGAGAAGGUCAGAUUGAGGAAUCAGCUCAACGAGAGGCAGCCCGACACACCAACUUCACCCUCUUCACCCGCGCCAACCACGCCGACGGCAAAAUCGCCCACGCAAUCGAAUCGAUCGUGGUUUUCUUGGUCGUUAAAAAACACUGGCAAAAGGGUGAUGGGCAAGGGAGAUCCGCGCAGUUCAGAACACUCAGACGGAGGUCCUGAUAAAGUCAAGUGUCUCAAAAGAUCUAAGACAAUUCCUAGAAGUGCGUCCUGUCCCUCGUGCAGUCUGGAUUGUCCAGAAGCCUUGACUGUUCAACUACCACGGAAUUUAGAUGAAGAUUCAAAUCUGCAGCCAAGAGUCCUACGAGAUUUUCCCGUUAAUUCGCUCCGAAAUUCUCUUCACUCCAAUUUGAUACGAGAAGGAAUUUCCCAGGACACAACAUACGAUAAUAAUAUUCUACCGAGUCAAAAUUCAGCGUUCCUCAGAAACUACAAGAGCUUCUCUCCACAAGAACCAGCGAGCAGAAAUUUAUUCUUCAAAAAUGUUCUUAAUAGGUUUCCGAAAUUUUUAGACAGGCGAGAAAUAUUUUCUCAGGAUAAAUCUGCGAGUAGAUAUCCUCUUGCUCGCGUUCUUCCAUCGAAGCCAAUUUUCAGAUCGGAAAAUGUCUUCAGGAAUCCUCGUAAUAAAUAUUUCAGCUCUUCGUUAGAUAGAAACUUCGAGAAUAAUAUAAAAGACAAAAAGGAUCCUACAAAUAAAAUGCUCGUCGUUUAUCGUGCCGAUAAAGACACAGAGCCUUUGAAUUCAAGAGACGCUUCUUUUUCAAACAUCUUGCCACAAAGAUUCAGCCCGAAGAUCGAAAACCCUUUCCGAUUCCGCCGGGAUCCGGUUCCUCACAUCUUCGAUGAAAAAAGAAAUACAAUCGAAAAAUCUCCGCGCGCAACUCCUGUUAAUCAGCAAUACAGCCUAACGUAUCCCCGAAAAGGAUAUAAUUCCAUCCUGCCAGAAAUUAAACGUGAUCCUUACGUUCAUCCUCUUGAAAAUAUAAAUAUUUGGAAGCCGACAAAAAAUGAUGAGUUGUUCGAUAAUUGGGACAACAUAAAAGAUUCAUCACAAUCUUUAAAUGUGGAACAGUUAAAGCAAGCUGAAAAUAAUUUCUUAGAAAUGUAUCCUGUGAAAGGACAAGAAAUUAUCACCGAGGAUAAUAAUAAGCAAAUCAAUAAAUCUUAUGUAUUCCCCCAAAAUUUAGAUAAUUUAGAAUUUAGGGAACAGAUGGAUGAUGGAAAAAACUUCGAUGAUUGGGAUUACGCCGCAUACAAAAAUUCGCAAGAAUCCGCAAAAAUUAAUCAAUUGCAGGAAGUUGGAAAGAAUUGGCUGCAAGUGUUUCCCGCGAUGGAAAGAAACAUCAAAUACUUUGAAAAUGAGAAAGGCAAGGAUAAGAAAUUCGCGGAGCAGGAAAAUAUGAAUCAGGAAUAUUUUGAAGAUGACAUUGCACAGGAUGCUAUCAAGACUAAACAAAGUAGAUAUAAUCCUUACGCUUUUCCCCAGAAUAUGAAUAAUUGGAAGACAAUACAGGAUAAAGAACUUUUCGAUAACUUGGAUUUUACGCACAAAGAUUCACAAGAGACGGAUCAAUUGGAGAUGUAUUCUGAAGAGAAUAAUGAUAAGUUCUUUCAGAAUUUGGAAAACGAAGAUAUAAUCCUUGAAAGUAAAACACAAGCUAAUGAUGAUCGAAUUAAUCGUGCACCCAUGAUUAAUGCCUAUAAUGCUUACAUUCUUCCUCGACACUUAAAUAUUUUAAAUGAUGCAAAGUAUCCUGUCGAUUCCUCGGAGAUACAAAAAAUACCAGAAGCUAAAAAUAAUAUAUUACAUGCGAAUCCUAUGGAAGAAAGAGAUGAAAAGUUCUUUGUGGACGAUGAUAUUAUUCAAAAUGACACGGCUAUGCAAGAUUUGAUUCUAUCUGAGGAUAUUUUUGAUAUGGAUGAAUAUAGCAGCCAUGUUGUAGACAAAAAGAAUAUAAGAGAUAACACUCAGGUUUUGACGAGAAUUGAUCCUGAUCUGUUGGAUGAUAUUGAAGAUCUCCCACUAGAACCAACUGAAUCGACAUCAAUGGAAUCCCUUGCAGAACUUUCCACACCCAAAUAAUAAUAAUAGAAAGUUGUUAGCAUUAUACAUGAUAUGUUACAUUUAACGAGUCAUCUUUUAUCUGAAGUCUUUUUUUAGAGUCAAUUUUUUCUUAAUAAAAAAGCAUCUCUCUCUCUCAAGAGAUCAAUAAUU